This is a messenger RNA of Cynara cardunculus var. scolymus (artichoke), 549 nucleotides long. Its product is annotated as trigger factor-like. The record is from RefSeq and is a predicted model, not a curated record. Lineage: Eukaryota; Viridiplantae; Streptophyta; Magnoliopsida; Asterales; Asteraceae. The transcript is spliced from 2 exons. Bases 1 to 549 code for a protein of 182 amino acids.
AUGGGCAUGCCCCAAUGGGACAAAGUAGUUGUUGUCCUCUCAGUCGUUACGGCUGAAGUUCAUGAGGUCCAGAAUCAACUCUCCGUCAUGCAAGUGGCAAUUCAAGCCAAUGCUGAGGCCAUAGUUGCUUUAACAAGUAAGGCCGAUGAAGAAAACUCACACCUUUCCCCGCAGACAGAGGUCAUGAAGCAGAUAUUGGCUACUCUUCAACAACCAAUCCUGGCAGCUGAACCGUCGUUCACUGCUGAUGACCGUGAACAGCUACAUCAAGCACGUGAGGCCAAUGUCAUUAUUGCCCCUAAAGCUCGUGACGAUGAUCCUCCAGUCACCUCUGCAGCUGAAGCUGGUGAUCUGGAUGAUGAUGAUGAUGAUGAUGAUGAUGACGAUGAGUCCCCCGACUUUCCUAACGCUGGCAAGGACCUGGACGAUGAUGACGAUGAUGACGACGACUUCAUGAUUCAGUACCAGAGACCUUCCGGUGCCACGAAAGGUGUCGCCUUCAGGGAUUCCGCAUCCCAGGGUGAGCAAGGGGUGAAAGAGGCUGCUUAG